Lagopus leucura (white-tailed ptarmigan) is the source of this 1660-nucleotide messenger RNA. Its product is annotated as nectin-1-like. NCBI's taxonomy places the organism in Eukaryota, Metazoa, Chordata, Aves, Galliformes, Phasianidae. The record is from RefSeq and is a predicted model, not a curated record. Gene Ontology annotation, biological process: protein localization to cell junction; homophilic cell-cell adhesion; heterophilic cell-cell adhesion. Bases 1 to 1521 code for a protein of 506 amino acids. The transcript has 6 exons. Gene Ontology annotation, cellular component: adherens junction.
AUGAAUUUCAGGGCCAAUUAUGUGUGUAUAUUCAUGUUUUCCCAUGUCAUUGCAGCGCUGCAAGCUCAGACUGUCUUAGUCAAUGACACAGUCUCGGGAUUUAUCGGGACAGACGUGGUCCUGCACUGCAGCUUCACCAACCCGCUCCCCAAUGUGAAGAUCACGCAGGUCACGUGGCAGAAAGUCACCAACGGCACCAAGCAGAAUGUGGCCAUUUACAACCCUGCCAUGGGGGUCUCCAUCCUCUCUCCCUACAAAGAACGGGUGACUUUCCGGAACCCUUCCUUCAAAGAUGGCACCAUUCAGCUCUCUCGGCUCGAGUUGGAGGAUGAGGGGGUUUACAUCUGCGAGUUUGCCACCUUCCCAACCGGCAACAGGGAAAGUCAGCUGAACCUCACAGUGCUGGCCAAACCCACGAAUCGGAUGGAGGGCACCACGCGGCCGCUUAUCGCCAAGUCAGGCAGGACAGAAAAGAUCUUGGUAGCCACUUGCAUCUCCUCCAAUGGGAAGCCCCCCAGCACCGUCACCUGGGACACCAAGCUGAAAGGGGAAGCAGAGUUUCAGGAGAUCCGGAACAGCAAUGGCACCAUCACGGUGAUCAGCCGGUACCGCUUGGUGCCGAGCCGUGAAGCCCAUCGGCAGCAGCUCAUGUGUGUGGUCAACUACCAGCUGGACCGCUUCACUGACAGCAUCACCCUCAACGUGCAGUAUGAGCCAGAAGUCACCAUCGAGGGCUUCGAUGGCAACUGGUUCCUCAAUCGGAAAGAUGUCAAGCUGAUAUGCAAGUCUGAUGCCAACCCCCCAGCUCACACCUACGAAUGGAAGCUGCCAAACGGGACUCUGCCAGGGAGUGUAGAAAUCCAGAACAACACCAUCUAUUUCAAGGGCCCCAUCUCCUACAGCGUGGCUGGCACCUACAUCUGUGAGGCCUCCAAUGCCAUCGGCACGCGGUCGGGCUUGGUGGAAGUCAAUGUCACAGAAUUUCCCUACACCCCGUCUCCAAUCGAUGAUCGCAAAUCCAUGGUGCAGCCGAACAUCCCCACCCCUGUGAUUGGGGGCAUAGUGGGAGGAGUCUCGCUGGUCCUGGUGGUGGCCGUGGUGCUUUUUGUGGUGCUCCGCCGCCGGCGUCACACCUUCAAGGGUGAUUACAGCACAAAGAAGCACGUGUACGGCAACGGCUACAGCAAAGCCGGCAUCCCGCAGCACCACCCGCCCAUGGCCCAGAACCUGCAGUACCCCGACGACUCAGACGACGAGAAGAAGCCGGGUCCGUUGGGCGGCAGCACCUACGAGGAUGAGGAUGAGGAUGCAGGAGCUGAGCGCAAGCUGGGCGGCCCCAACAAAUACGAGGAGGACGCCAAGCGGCCGUACUUCACGGUAGACGAAGGGGAAGCGCACCCUGAACCUUACGACGAAAGGACACUCGGCUUCCAGUACGACCCCGAGCAGCUCGACAUAGCAGAGAACAUGGUCUCGCAGAAUGACGGAUCUUUUAUUUCCAAAAAGGAGUGGUACGUGUAGCUCGGCUCGCCCCGGCUCCGGCCAUGCACACACACACACACACACACACACACACACUCACGCGCAUCCCCGAGCGGAGCCAUGCACGGACCGGGGGCUCGGGGCGGGGGCAGCUUUGCUUUACGGAUCAUUUGUUUGG